Lindgomyces ingoldianus is the source of this 531-nucleotide messenger RNA. RefSeq lists its product as uncharacterized. The record is from RefSeq and is a predicted model, not a curated record. The transcript is spliced from 2 exons. The coding region runs from base 1 to 531 and encodes 176 amino acids. Lineage: Eukaryota; Fungi; Ascomycota; Dothideomycetes; Pleosporales; Lindgomycetaceae.
AUGCCAUGUCAUGCUGCUUUAUAUUUUAUUGAUCAUGAAUUCGUGGUGGUGGGGUACAACGCCACAGGGAUAAGGCACAAGGUUCCGAGGCUUCAGUGGAGGCUGUGCACAAACUCAAUUUAUUGGAAUGCUAUAGAAUAUCCAAUGUCAACACACGGACAGCCACGUGGCUUGACUUUAAUUGAAGCUGGGAUUCUCCUGCAUGAACAAACACUCCCACUUGGACGGAUACGAGGAAGGCAACGAGCUAGUGGGGCUUGUGAUGCUUCACUCCAAGAGGGCUGGGGCGCUGUUCACGGCAAUGAACCACCCCGAGAAGUUUCGACAUUUUUCGCCCGGACAAUUAACAGGGAUUCUUUUCCUAACUUAGUGGCCAAAAAGGGGACGUUAUGGACCGUGCACAGGAAUGCUGAGUCAUCCCCGAGUGAACAUUCGCAAUGGUCGCCAUCUACAAAGUCGUACGCAAUCCUCUCUAACUUAUCUCGAUGGGCUCGUUCUACUUUCUAUUGGUGCCUCGCUGAUGCACUUUGA